CGUUAAAAAAACUCUUUUGAUUCUCUAUGAUAAUUUCGUAAAUAUCCGUUUCCGUUAAAACGCCAUUGUUUCUUUCUCUUGUCAGAAUCGCCUGAUAAGAACCCUCAAAAUGCAGCUGCACAUUAGAGGACAAUCAACGCACGUAUUGGAUGUCAAUGGAGAGGAAUCCAUUGCCCAAAUUAAGGAUAGGCUUCGGGCCUUAGCAGAGGUUGGUGCAGAGGAGCUCACAUUAUCAGCAUGUGGAGCCCCUCUUGAAGACUCAUGCCUCGUGUCAGAGCUUGUCUCCACAGAACUUGACCUCACAAUUCCACUGCUUGGUGGUAAAGUGCACGGUUCUUUAGCUCGUGCCGGCAAAGUCAAGGGCCAGACACCAAAAGUAGAAAAGCAGCAGAAGAAGAAGAAGAAGACUGGCCGUGCCAAGCGAAGAAUUCAAUAUAACAGAAGAUUCGUGAAUGUUGUCCAAACAUUCGGCCGCCGUCGUGGACCCAACUCCAACUCGUAGGUUUUAUUUUUUGUAAAUAAAAUGCAAAUAUAACAUCUUUGCACCA
Achroia grisella is the source of this 548-nucleotide messenger RNA. RefSeq names its product ubiquitin-like FUBI-ribosomal protein eS30 fusion protein (gene RpS30). NCBI's taxonomy places the organism in Eukaryota, Metazoa, Arthropoda, Insecta, Lepidoptera, Pyralidae. The transcript is spliced from 5 exons. Gene Ontology annotation, biological process: translation. Gene Ontology annotation, molecular function: protein binding; structural constituent of ribosome. Bases 110 to 502 code for a protein of 130 amino acids. The record is from RefSeq and is a predicted model, not a curated record. Gene Ontology annotation, cellular component: ribosome; cytosolic small ribosomal subunit.